Owenia fusiformis is the source of this 2116-nucleotide messenger RNA. The record is from the annotation of a GenBank genome assembly. Lineage: Eukaryota; Metazoa; Annelida; Polychaeta; Sabellida; Oweniidae.
AUGUUUACAGGCCAUUCACCUCUUCAAAAUGUAAAAGUCCAAGCGGGCUUUACUAGAAUACGUGUAGAAGGGCACGACAUGCCGCAUCACAACAAUCAAAGCAAUCAUCAGAAGCAUCGUUCGCAUCCACAAGGACAUCAUCAUGACCCACAGCACCAAGACGGAGCAUCUGGCGCAGAUCACGAUUGGGGUUAUAAAGGGAAAUUUGGAGUGAACCAUUGGAAUGAUUUCUGCUCAACGCUGUCGAAACACGAAGAGGCACAUAGACAGUCGCCUAUAGACAUAGCCAUCAAAACGGCACAACACCACAAAGAGCUAAAGCCAAUCAACACUAAGGGCUUUGAAGAUAUAAAAGAUGGAUUACUGCUGAAGAAUAAUGGUCACACAGCUCAUCUUGAUUUAUCUGCGUGUGGUUAUGAACUGACUGAAGGACAUCUUAACGGUACCUACCAGAGUGUACAAAUGCACCUUCACUGGGGGUCUGAGAGCACCAGGGGAUCAGAACACACCAUAGACGGAAAACAGUACGCCGCGGAGUUACACGUGGUCUUUAAACAUUUGGGCAAAAAGCACAGUGGCAAAGACUUGGCAGUUCUUGGCUUUCUUAUAGAUGUCUCUGAAACUGACAACCGUCUAUGGGAGCAUUUCUUGAGCCACUUGCCCAAAAUAACACAUCAGGAUAUGGAGACAAAGGUGGACAACUUCAACUUACGGUCGCUACUACCAGAUGACCUUGACCAUUUCUUCCGUUACCAUGGCAGUCUAACAACACCACCUUGUUCGCAGACAGUAAACUGGACGCUGUAUAGAGAUACCAUCAAAUUGUCAGAGAGACAGCUGAAUAUUUUCCGCCAAAACAUGAAAGAGAACAAAAUUAGUGAUGCCAACGAGCGUCCAAUGGUUGACAACUUUAGACCCGUUCAACCUCUAGACGGUAGAAAUAUACAUUGCACAAUGGAAAUCUAGCAUGAAAUCAGUUGGAAGUGUUUAACAGUAUGAGUAUACCCAAGAAUACUAUAGCGAUCGGAAGACAUACUCAGUUGAAAUCCUGUUGAACAUAUGUUUGCGACCUGUCAAAAUAAUGAAAUUUUGACUAAAGUAAGUGAGACUGGAAUUUAGCGCCCUGUAGAAAAAACAAACUGUGGAGAUCACUGUUGCAUGACAACAAAGAGACGCGUAGCCAUGGGAACGUAACGCAAAAUACAAUGGAAUAUGGGAAGCUAAAAUUUAUUUUGAGGAACGUUUGAUAAAAGCGUUGAAAUAAAACUAUUUACAACUAUGGUAUUAGAAUUCAGAAACACCUUUGAAUUUCACAAAAUUCGGAUUGUCGAUGAACAGCAACUUUAUAAGUAAUUUAUUUUCUCAUUUAUUUAUUGGAUGGUUUUAAAAAUCCUGUACUUAAGAAGAGUAUGCUGCCCUCAUCGAGAACAUCCUAACUUGAUAACUACUGACAGAAUUGUAAUUAUCGAUGACAUUGACUCUAAAGAAGACAGGAUUGCAGGACUGGGGGAUUAUUAUUUAGUAAUAAUCUUUCACUUAACGAGAUCACGUACUUUAAGAAAUGUCAGUUGAUGUUAUAUCUAACUAUAGGUUGUCAAAAGGCUUUCUAGACAUUUCAUCCCUUGGACUUUGCGCUCGCUAGAUUGUUCACCUUUUAAGCUUUUCACCCCUGGAUGUUUCACCAUUUAGAUAGUUCACCCCAAGACGUUUCAUAUCCCCUGGACUUUUAAACCCCUUGGGCAAAACGUCUUUAUACCCUCAAAAGUGGUGGACAAUUACAAUGUCUGUGAGGUCCAGUUGUCAGUAAUUUUAUGAAAGAGGGUCGAAUGCUAUGUAUAGUUUGUCUCCACAUACGUUUCCAUAGCAACCAAUACCAUCGAAUGCUACACUUUAAAUCACUACGUCCAUGGCAGCUGAGGGUAUACCAGGCUUACAGUUAGACAAAGCAAAAAUGAAGCGGGACAUAUUCAUCUAUGUAACAACAUGUACUUUGUAUUUACAUUAAUAGUGAAAAAAUAAAAUAAAACAUCUUAAUCUACGAAUGGUAAUGCCAGCAUUUUCGUUGGCGUCUUUUCUGAUUUUAUAGCAUUUUGGGAAGAGAUUGUCGAAAUUUCGG